CAGGACAGCCCCCUGACCACCGCGUUGAAGAGGGCCACGGAGUCGGGGGUGAUCGACGUCCCCAAGGAGCUGCUGGACCCCAUCGUGGAGCGCGGCAAGGAGUUGCACCCGCUGGCUUAGGCAGAGGCGCAGGACCAUCAGCGGCAACGGGCGAGGGCGUGAUGGGCAGGGGUGCGCCACAGAUGUUCCAGAGUGGCAAGGGCGGCGCGGUGGAUGAUAUCGACCUGGUGGACGCGGUGAUCUCGCUGCAGAAGCUGGGGCUGAGGAGGGCGAUCAUGAAGGUCUUCGAAGAGGCGGACGCGGUCGUGGGACAGGGACAAGGUCCGCCCAAGGGCCCAAGGGCGAGCUCGCCGCCAGGGUCGUGGAACGGCAGUUGCGCGGGCUCCAGCAGCAGAAGUACUAGGAAGAGAGGCUGCCAGCAACAUCGUCCACCUUGAGCGGCUACGGACCAUGGCAGGAAAUGGCAGCAUCCAUGCCCAGCGUAUGCAAUAUUUUGCGUUGCAAGUUGGGGGGGCUGCGCUUGCCGGCGGGCAGAUCCCACCCAACGAUCGGCAUGAGGCGCGAACUCUCCUUGUGCGUCGCGCUACCGUACCGGGGUUGACGAUUCUAUGCGGGCACCGGAGGUCCGCUCCGACGGCAGGCGGAUGCCAGAGAGCGGGGCCACUCCACGUUCGCAGCAGUGAACUUGGUUCUUGGGAACUAACGUAAGGCGAUCGGGCCCGCGGAAGUGCAGCCGACGAUGCUUCCU
This is a messenger RNA of Prorocentrum cordatum, 748 nucleotides long. The record is from the annotation of a GenBank genome assembly. Lineage: Eukaryota; Dinophyceae; Prorocentrales; Prorocentraceae.